UAGUGACUCUCGGCUUGCAGAACCCGGAAGGAGCCGCAGAAUAUGACAACACACCGGUGUUUUGUAGAGAUCUUGCGGCGCCAUUGAUUUGGUGGUAUAAGUUCCCAUGCUCGGGUACCUGGCAGCCGCUGCGCUGUGUGUGGCAGCAGUGUUACUUGUACGGACAGACGUGAGGUUUCUGGCCGAUGUCCCCGGUCUGAGCUCUCUAUGGUGUGAGCAAUGUAUGGUGAGCGGGGGAAGGCUGAUGAGUAAAGAGGAGCUGUCCAGCUAUGAUGGGAGAGCGGCCAGUCCUGGGCUAUACCUGGCUGUGCUGGGACAAGUCUUCGAUGUGUACAAGGGAAGCAAGCACUAUGGGCCUGGGGGGUCCUACAGCUUCUUUGCAGCAAGAGAUGCAUCGCGUGCUUAUGUAACUGGGGACUUCGCAGAGCAAGGCCUUGUAGACAAUGUGUCGGAACUGUCACCCACACAGAUGCUGCACCUCCACAACUGGUAUAACUUCUAUCAGAAGAAUUAUACUCCAGUCGGGAAACUCAUAGGGAGGUUUUAUGAUGAGCAAGGAAAUCCCACAAAGGCAUUGGAGGAUGCACUAGGAAUCAUUGAUAUUGGAUUAAAGCUGAAAGAGCAGAGGCAAGAGGAGAAUAAACAAUUUCCACCCUGUAAUUCCGAAUUUAGUGCUGGUGUCACUAAAGUAUGGUGUUCUAAGCACAGUGGUGGAAUACAGAGGGACUGGGUUGGCGUUCCCAGGAAAUUGUAUUUAGCUGGCUAUGAUGGCUAUCGCUGUGUUUGUGUCAGGACGACUGGGCCUCCAUCAGAACAUCUAGAAUCUAAAGAACACAAUGAUAAAGGAGAUCUAGAUAAUCCUUCCCUUCAGGAAUAUAAAGACUGCAAUCCACUAUUUGACUGGUGUCUACUUAAAGAAUAAGGAGUUCAUUGUGUAAUCAUUUAUAAACACUGACUUUGAAGAAACAAUAGACGGUCUACUUUAAACAAUGCAGUGAUGUUAAACAGAAAGAAUUAACAUUUCAAACUGGCGUCAAUAAAAAGUGCAUGAACUCUGUGUGGUUUGCACACCAUUGCAUGGGCAGGUCCAGCAAGAAAUGAGCGCCAGUAAAACACACACGUUUUGACUAUGUUCCUUGAUUAUUCGUCCUUUGUUUAUUAAAAGAAUAAAUAAA
Messenger RNA from Rana temporaria (common frog), 1175 nucleotides. RefSeq names its product neuferricin. The record is from RefSeq and is a predicted model, not a curated record. Bases 107 to 922 code for a protein of 271 amino acids. Gene Ontology annotation, cellular component: membrane; endomembrane system. NCBI's taxonomy places the organism in Eukaryota, Metazoa, Chordata, Amphibia, Anura, Ranidae. The transcript has 4 exons.